Triticum turgidum subsp. durum (durum wheat) is the source of this 939-nucleotide messenger RNA. Lineage: Eukaryota; Viridiplantae; Streptophyta; Magnoliopsida; Poales; Poaceae. The record is from the annotation of a GenBank genome assembly.
AUGAUCGAUACACAUACACCUUGUUCCUUUUUGACCGGCCGCAUGCGUAGCAGAAGCAAACACUCCAACUCCACGGCCAUGGAGCUCCUCCCCUUCCUCCUCCUGCUACUCACCGGCGCCGCGGUGGCCUCCGGCGAGCCGGCGUACCCUGGCUACGGCGCCACCGACGCCAAGCCGGCGUGCGGCGUGAAGGAGGAGGCGCCGGUGCCCGUGCCGGAGAGGCGCGAGGAGUUCGACGGCGGGCGGAUCCUGGACAUCAGCCACUACUACCGGGAGGACAUGCCGGCGUUCGAGUCGGCGGAGGGCACGCCCGGGUUCCUGCAGCUGGCCCGGUCCAUGCGCAACGGCUCCGACAUCGCCAACUUCUCCGAGCUCCGCCUCACGGCGCACUCUGGCACCCACGUCGACGCGCCGGGCCACGUCUUCGAGCACUACUACGACGCCGGCUUCGACGUCGACACGCUCGACCUCGCCGUCCUCAACGGUACGCCGCGCGUGGAGUUCCGCCGCGCCUGGUGUGCCGCAGGACCAGCACUGUUGGUAGAUGUUCCAAGGGACAGCAACAUAACAGCUGAUGUCAUGGAGUCCUUGCAUAUUCCUAAAGGAGUCCGCCGUGUACUCUUCCGAACCUUAAACACCGACAGAAAGCUUAUGUGGAAGAAAGAGUUUGAUUCAAGUUAUGUUGGCUUCAUGGAGGACGGUGCUCAGUGGUUGAUUGAUAACACUGACAUCCAACUAGUUGGAGUUGAUUACUUGUCUGUGGGAGCAUAUGAGGAAUGUAUUCCAGCUCAUCUAGUAUUUCUUGAUAAAAGGGAAGUCAUCCUUGUGGAAGCCUUGAACCUUGAACAUGUUGCCACUGGAAUAUACACAUUGCAUUGCUUGCCACUAAGGUUGCGCGGCGCUGAAGGCUCUCCAGCGAGAUGCAUCCUCAUCAAGUAA